AUGCAUGACGAGAAGAAGAUGUCCGCCGCAACGGCCGCCGAAGUUGCGGUGGAGGAUGAGGAAAUUCCAGUCGGCGAGCUUGAGGCCUUUCUGAUCCAAGAGGACCAUCCAGAGCAGUCAAUUGGACCUUUGAGGCUGAUCUGUCUGACUUGUGGGCUAGGAGGUCUGCAGGUUGUGUGGUCUGUCAUUCUGUCCAACGGCUCGCCAUAUCUCGUAUCCUUGGGUCUAUCGAAGUCUCUCACUGCAUUGGUCUGGAUCGCCGCCCCUCUGUGCGGUUCUGUCGUUCAGCCGCUCGUGGGUAGCUGGAGUGACCAAAGCUCAAGUCGGCUAGGGAGACGACGUCCUUUCAUUCUUGGUGGUGCAAUCGGAAUUGUCGUUUCCAUGGCUUUCCUUUCCUGUGCCAAAGAAAUUGUGCAAUCAAGAGCCCUAUCCAGUGCCGAAAGCGCGGAGAGUAGAUCAGCGAACACCCCCGUAAUCAUCUUUGCGACGUUCUGGAUCUAUUUACUCAACACUGCUAUCCAGCCAGUGCAGGCAGGGAUACGAUCCCUGAUCGUCGAGAACUGCCCCCUUCAUCAACAGUCUCAGGCAAGUACGUAUGUCAGUGUGAUGACGGGGCUCGGAAACAUUGUAGGGUAUCUUUUCGGAUUCGGCAUCUUGCCCACGAGCAAAGUGGACUUGAUGUCCCAUUUCCAGAUAUUGUGCUUAUUCGCGUCGGUUCUGUUAUCCUUCACUGUUGGAGUCACCUGCAUAUCGAUUUCAGAAAAGCCUGGAUCAUCCUCAACAAGACCUGGGCAGAAGACCAAAGGCCUUCUCACAAUACUUCGGAGCCUGGCCCAAACUUACAGUGGAAUGCCCAGUACCGUUCGAAAAGUAUGCCAUGUACAGUUUCUCUCCUGGAUGGGAUGGUUUCCAUUCCUAUACUACUCGACAACCUACAUUGGGGAAUUCUACGCCGCCAAAGUCCUAUCCUCCGAAGAUGCAUCCGUUGAUCCUCAAGCAGCCAGCGACGCACUCUUCGUCCCAGGCAAGCAAUCCAGGAUAUCUCAAGAAGCAGUCCGCUACGGUACCUUCGCAAGCUUUCUCUUUGCAUUGGUCACUUUCGGGUUCAACCUAAUUCUCCCUUGUCUAGUCAACCGUAAAGGAUCUCGAUCUCGCAGCCUUCAGCACAAGACUACACAGAGCAAGAUCGUAAAGGCCUGGAAAUACUCCCAAGGCUUCUUCGCAAUCCUCAUGUUCAUGACCUUCAUCGUCAACCGCCUUGCAGCAGCGGUCGCAAUCGUUGCUUUCGCCGGUUUCUCCUGGGCGCUCACCCUUUUCGCGCCUUUCGCUAUCAUAAGCACCGAACUGGCCGCACAACAAGCUUUACAAACGGCUGAACCAAAUUUCGAUAGUACUGGUGGCACAGCAUAUACAAAUAGUAAUACUGGCGCGAUAAUGGGACUCCACAAUACAGCUAUAUCACUCCCUCAAAUCCUGGCUGCACUCGCUUGUAGCACAAUCUACGCGCUCACGAAGGCCUUUGGCAUUGCUGAUGGCACUGGUUGGAUAUUAAGGGCUGGAGGCGUUGCAGCUCUGGGAGCUACCUGGCUGUGUCGACGGCUCGAAUGA
Bacidia gigantensis is the source of this 1608-nucleotide messenger RNA. RefSeq lists its product as uncharacterized. The record is from RefSeq and is a predicted model, not a curated record. NCBI's taxonomy places the organism in Eukaryota, Fungi, Ascomycota, Lecanoromycetes, Lecanorales, Ramalinaceae. The coding region runs from base 1 to 1608 and encodes 535 amino acids. Gene Ontology annotation, cellular component: membrane. Gene Ontology annotation, molecular function: sucrose:proton symporter activity. The transcript has 3 exons.